Messenger RNA from Trichosurus vulpecula (common brushtail), 2705 nucleotides. It is a transcript of the gene KRI1, whose product is annotated as KRI1 homolog. Lineage: Eukaryota; Metazoa; Chordata; Mammalia; Diprotodontia; Phalangeridae. Gene Ontology annotation, biological process: endonucleolytic cleavage in ITS1 to separate SSU-rRNA from 5.8S rRNA and LSU-rRNA from tricistronic rRNA transcript (SSU-rRNA, 5.8S rRNA, LSU-rRNA). Gene Ontology annotation, cellular component: 90S preribosome; nucleolus. The record is from RefSeq and is a predicted model, not a curated record. The transcript is spliced from 19 exons. Bases 23 to 2239 code for a protein of 738 amino acids.
CGUCUUGUCUCCGUGAGCCGCCAUGCCCGAACCGCGCGGACGGUGCGAGCUGCGGGUGAACGAGGCCUUUGCGGCGCGGUACGGACGCUACCGGCAGCGCGAGGAGCUGCAAAAGCUAAAGGACCGAUACGGGGACCGCGGGAGCGGCGCCGAGUCCAGCUCGGACUCCGACUCCAGUGACGAGCGUGUGGAGUUUGACCCUGAACUUGACAAGGGCUUUUACCGAACCCUGUCCCUGUUGAAGAAGAAGGACCCCAGGAUCUACCAGGAGGGUGCCACAUUCUAUAACGAGGCUGAAUCCUCCUCUUCAGGGGAAGAUGAUAAACCCUCAGAGAAAGAGAAGAAAAAGAAGAAAGAAAGGCCCAUGUACUUAAAGGACUAUGAGAGAAGGGUCAUUCUGGAAAAGGAAGGGAAGUACGUAGAUGAGGAGGACUCUGACCAGGAAGCCGAAAGGCAGAAGCAUCGGCAAACUACCUCCCGAAGUUACGUUGAAGAGCAGAAGCGGCUCAAGGAGAGCUUCCGGCAGUUUGUCGCAGACAGCGACGAGGAGGAAAGCGCCGGUGAGGGUGGCUCCAGUCUGCUGAAGAAACGGACCAAGACCAAGGAGGAGAAGGCUCGGGAGGAGGCCGACUAUGUAGACUGGCUAAAGGGGCAGAAAGACAGCAAAGACAAGGAGGACCUGAAGGAGCUGACCCAUCUCAAAGAGUAUUGGAGCAACCCACAACUGGAUGAUGGGGAGAAAUUCCUGAGAGACUAUAUUCUGAACAGGGGCUAUGAGGAGGAGGAGGAAGAGGAAGAGGAGGAAGAGGAGGAGGACAACGACAAAGGAUUUCCCAGUGCUGGAGGGCAACUGAAAGUGGAAGACUCAUCUGAUGAGGGAGAGCUGUUCCUGAGGAAGCAGGAGGACUUUGAGAGGAAGUAUAACUUCCGCUUUGAGGAGCCAGAUGCUGAGCAGGUAAAGACCUACCCCAGGACCAUUGCCUCCUCUGUUCGGAGGAAGGACGAACGGAGGAAGGAAAAGCGGGAGGCGACUCGGGAGCGCAAGAAGAAGGAAAAGCUGAAGAAGCAGGAAGAAUUAAAGCAGCUGAAAAAUCUGAAACGCAGAGAGAUUCUGAACAAACUGGAGAAGCUUCGGGAGAUCACAGGCAACGAGGACACAGGCUUCGAAGAGGCUGACCUGGAGGGAGAUUUCGACCCUGCCAUGCACGACCAGCUCAUGCAGAAGUGCUUUGGAGAUGAGUACUAUGGCAUUGGAGAGGAGGAGAAGCCUCAGUUUGAGGAGGAGGAGGGGAUUGAUGAUGAAUGGAACUGGGAUACGUGGACAGGGGCUGAGGAGAAUGGAACCUGGAGGGAGGAAGAGGCGGUGGAGCCCCACUGCGAAGACCCUGACUUCAAUAUGGAUGCAGAUUAUGACCCCAGUCAACCAUCUGUCAUGAGUGGGAAGAAGAAAAAAAAGAAGUGGGAUGUGCCGCUGACUGGCAAGAAGAGGCGGAAAUCCCACUUUGCCCAAGUUGUCAGCCAGGAGAGACCCAUCUUUGACCCUGAGGACAAAACCUUUGAGGAGUACCUGGAUGAAUACUACAGGCUGGACUAUGAGGACAUCAUUGACGAUCUGCCCUGCCGCUUCAAGUACCGCUCAGUUGUGCCCUGCGAUUUUGGCCUGACCACAGAGGAGAUCCUGGCCUCGGAUGACAAGGAGCUGAACCGCUGGUGCUCUCUCAAGAAGACAUGCAUGUACAGAUCGGAGCAGGAGGAGAUGCGAGAGCAGAAGCAGUACAGCCUGAAGGCAAAGAACAUGCGGAAGAAGCAGCAGAUCCUGCAGUCUCUCACCCAAUUGACUGAGGAGACCUCUGACCCAGCGCACAUGCUCAAGAAAAGGGGCCAGGGACCGGAGUCCCUGAAUGAGAGCAGCAGAAAGAAGCCCAAGCUGGAGAUCACCUCUGAGGAAGAAGAGGAAGAAGACUUCCUAGUACCCAAAGCUAAAGGCACAGGGACCCAGAAGAAGCUAGAUGGGCCUGGGCCCUUAUCUGAGACUCAGGUGGCCCCACCUCCAAGAUCCAAGAGAAGUCUUCAUGGCAGAAAAGGGAGACUUCUGGGACCUCGGGUGAAGGUGGGGGGCUUCCAGUUCAGCCACCAGAGAUUGCAGGCCUAUGGGUUAAAUGCAAAGCGGCUACAUUACCGCCAGCUGGGCCGAGAAAGAAGAAAGCGGGCCCGGGCCCAGGCCCAGGCAGCAGCCUGAGCAUCCCAGCUCUCUGGGGCUAGGGCAGAGCUGGAGGUAUGAAAUAAAAGUAGGUUUAUAUACAACACUGCCCAAGUGAGGGGCACCUGUGGGGCUGGAACAUGAGCUUUGCUCGCUGUGUGACCCUUCCCUUUUUUGGGCCCCAUUUCCUCUCCAGGUAAAAUGACACGGAAGGAACUCCAAGCUUCCUUUGAGCUCUUGAUGCUGUGAAUCCAACUGGUUGAUGGCCUUGAAGGCCUAAAUUCUAAAAGCUUCGUGGCCAUCCACAGGUCUCUCCCUCAGUCUUCUAGGCAUGGGAGGUAGAAGUUCCCAUAGCAGGGAUAUCUUCUUAAGAGACAGCUGUCAACAUGGCUGUCUUGGGCAGAGGGACUCCGUUUCCUUAGCCCCAGUGGGCAGAACUGGGAAUAGAUUUCCUAACCAUUGGGAUGGCCUGCCCCAGGAAGCACCGAAAUGCAUUCAGACACUU